Molecule: messenger RNA, 5455 nt
Organism: Chiloscyllium plagiosum (whitespotted bambooshark)
Lineage: Eukaryota; Metazoa; Chordata; Chondrichthyes; Orectolobiformes; Hemiscylliidae
Gene: ubtf
Product: upstream binding transcription factor
Source: RefSeq, a predicted model, not a curated record
AAAGGGUAACUUCCAAUUUAAUUUUUCCUUUUUCCCUCUUCCCCCCCCCAAAAAAAACCUUUCCCUUUAAAAUUCCCGCCCCAUACUGUGGAAAUUCAUUAAUUUAUUUCAGGCAAUUUUCAUCUCCAUUGGCUGGGCUGGGGAUGACGCGCGAGACAACAAAAGGUGGAGUUGGAAAUUAAAUAAAAAUGUAGCAAAGAAAGCUCGGGCUCAAUGUUCUAUGUGUAAGCGCCGCACUUCACUGCAACUAACUAUUUAACACUAGCAAUUAGUCCGGGGAACAAACAACACUCUCUGCUGUCGCUCUUGGUGCAAGAGAAGUGGCUUUUUUCGAUUCAGUUUAACCACAAUUCUCACCCCCGCUAACUCAAAGUAACAGCAAACUUCACCUCCACCCUUCUUAAAAAAAACUUCGCGUCUUGUUGGAGAAGAUAUUCUGCUGCCUUGAAAGACAGGGGUGGGGGGGACAUGAGGGAGGAGAAGAUGGUGUUUCUCUUCCUCCGCUGGACAUCUAUAUGGUUUCGCCAAAACACCCACUCUCCGUGGGACACCUCUUCUGCUUCGAGAGACGGGCUGAAUGUAAGGCGGCUUACAACAGCAGAGCAAGUCGGUGGAGAGCAGGGGGAUGGGGGAAGGAGCUGAUCCGGAAAAAGGCGAUUGGAGAGGUCGGAAGUAUCGCGAAGCAUGCCGGCUCUCAACGGGGACUAGAAAGCGUCCACGCCCGGGGCCAGUGCCGCGGAUCUGGCGAGAGUUCAGAGACAGCUUCCCUUGUGUUUUUUUCCGCAAGACGGAGCGGUAGUUGAGUUGAACCUGUGAAGAGUGUGGAGCAGCAUGAACGGGGAGACAACCAUGUCUGCCACUGUCGAGCUGAGUGAUGCAAAAGAAGAUUGGCCAAAAGAGGACAUCCUUGGCCUAUUGGAUAGCAUGAGGAGCAUUGUCCCUUCUAACGAUGUGAUGAAAUUCAAAACAACAGAGUCUCACAUGGAUUGGAAUAAGGUGACUUUUGCCCAUUACACAGCAGAGAUGUGCAAACAGAAGUGGACAGAAAUCUCACAUGAAGUGAGAAAGUUCCGUACUUUAUCAGAACUCAUUAUAGAUGCGCAAGAACAUGUGAAGAAUCCUUAUAAAGGGAAAAAACUCAAGAAACAUCCUGAUUUUCCCAAGAAGCCCCUCACGCCUUAUUUUCGAUUCUUUAUGGAGAAAAGGGCAAAAUAUGCAAAGCUUCAUCCUGAAAUGAGCAACUUGGAUCUGACUAAAAUUCUCUCCAAGAAAUAUAAGGAGCUGCCAGAAAAGAAGAAGAUGAAAUAUAUUCAGGAGUUUCAGAAGGAAAAAGAAGACUUUGAACGUAAUAUGGUCAGAUUCAGAGAGGACCAUCCUGAACUGUUAGAGAAUGUGAAGAGAACAGAUGUUCCAGAGAAACCUAAAACACCCCAGCAACUCUGGUACCUUCAUGAGAAGAAGGCUUUCAUGAAGCUGCAUCCACAGGCAACUAUGAAGGAUGUUAAAGAGGCACUGGGGAAGCAGUGGUCCCAGCUAUCUGACAAGAAACGACUCAAAUGGAUUGGCAAAAGUUUGGAGCAGCGUGAGCUCUAUGAGGAAGCAAUGAGAGAUUAUGUUAUACGUCACCCAGAACAAAGCAUCAAUCUGGAUGACUUGACCAAAAAUACUCUGACUAAAGCUGAGCGACAGCUCAAGGACAGGUUUGAUGGUCGACCCACAAAGCCACCACCGAAUGGCUAUUCUCUCUAUUGUGCUGAGCUAAUGUCCAACAUGAAAGAUAUUCCCAGCACUGAGCGUAUGGUACUGUGCAGCAAGCAGUGGAAGAUGUUGUCUCAGAAAGAGAAGGAUGCAUAUCAGAAACGAUGUGAACAAAAAAAGAAGGAGUACGAAAUUAAUCUUCAUCGGUUUUUACUGAGCCUCCCUGAGCAUGAGCAACAAAGAGUCCUUUCUGAAGAAAAGAUGAUUGGAAUAAACAAAAGAGCUUCGAGCACCUUGAAACAAGGGGGAGUUAAAGGCAUCCCAUCGCCACCUUCAGAUGCCUCAAAGACUACUUCUGACAAACCAAAGCGUCCGAUCUCUGCCAUGUUCAUUUUCUCGGAAGAGAAGCGCAAGAAGUUGCAGGAGGAGGAGCCAGAGCUGUCGGAGAGUGAACUGACAAGAAAAUUGGCCAGGAUGUGGACUGAGCUGUCUGAGAAGAAAAAGGAGAAGUAUCGGCGCAUGGAAGCAGCGGCAAAGGCCGAAUCGGAACAGAAAAAACAGAGCUAUGGAAAAGAUGGAAAAGGCUCUGCUAUGCGAGGGAAGCUGCCUGAGCCACCCAAGACUGCAGAAGAGAUCUGGCAGCAGAAUGUGAUUGGAGAUUAUUUGGCCAAGUACAGGAAUGACCGCACUAAAGCUGUCAGAACGAUGGAGGCUACUUGGAGUGCAAUGGAGAAAAAGGAGAAGUUAAUGUGGAUUAAAAAAGCAGCUGAGGAUCAAAAGCGAUAUGAGAAAGAAUUAAGUGAAAUCCGAACACCAGCAGCCAACACAAACAAGAAAAUGAAAUUUGAAGGGGAACCAAAAAAGCCACCCAUGAAUGGUUACCAGAAAUUUUCCCAGGAACUCCUCACAGGCGGUGAGUUGAACCAUCUGAAUCUGAAGGACCGGAUGGUAGAGAUUGGUAAAAGAUGGCGGAAAGUCACUCAGGCUCAGAAGGACCGUUAUAAGAAAAUGGCAGAAGAACAGCAAAGCCAAUACAAAAUCAAUCUAGAAGCCUGGCUUAAGAGCUUAUCGCCCCAGGAGAGAGCCAUGUACAAGGAAUACACUACAAAUAAACGCAAAAGUUCUGCAAAAGCAGCUAGUCCAAAUCCCAAAAUGAAAAUUGCAUUACAAGCACAGAGCGCAAGUGAAACUGAGGAUUCUGAUGAAGAGGAUGAUGAAGAAGAUGACGACGAUGAUGAUGACGAUGAUGAUGAAGAAAAGGCCAAUUCUUCAGAUUCUGAUGACUCCUCAGGUUCAGACAGUGAUGAAGAAAGUGAGGAAGAGGAUGAUGCAGAUGAGAAUGCAGAUGAUGAUGAUGACGAUGACGAGGGUGAAGAUGAUGAAGAAAAUCAGUCUGACAGCAGCAGCAGUUCUUCAUCAGAAGAGUCCUCUGACUCAGACUCUGACUGAAGUGCUCUGCUUUGAUCUUCCAGGCAGUACUAAAACUAUCAGCAUAAAGAGCCCUCAUGCCCGCUACCAGGACUGUUUGAGACAAUUGGCAGAAGCAGACGUUCUAAAAUCUGAUGUGAUCCAGCCAUCAUUGUCCAGUCAGUUCCACGGACAAAUUAACUGGGCUUUCCUGAGUUGUUUUCAACUCAUUGAAAACCACUAGUGAUGCAAGUAAGAAUGGACCAAAUGGAGAAUUUGUAAACAGUUUUGUUUCUACUAGAAAAUUCCUGUUACAAUCAUUCUGAAAUGACUCUCCAUCCAUGUACUGCUGAGUGAUAUUCAGGGCUCAACUUUUUAAAAACUGACAUACUGAUUCUCUGGUAUGGUUUGGAGUACAUCUUACGUAAUCAGAAAUAUAGGCACACAAGAUCAAGGCAUUUGUGUGUUUGAGUGUGAAUUCACUUACUGCAUUCAAAGUUGGUGUUGGGUUUAUCAGGUCAUUCAUACUUGCAUUGCAAUGCUUUGAAUUUUUAAUUGUUUUAAACAAAAAUAUGGUCACUAAAGUUGGAUCCUGCCUCGUUUACCUGCUACCAGUUCUGGUCCACUGUUGAGUUUGUUUUGCAUUUCAGCAGAACCGAAAUAUCGGGGUGGUUAGAUAGCAAGUAUCGAAGCCAUGAAUUCUUUAGUAUUUCCAUAAGCGGGGUAUCCUGAUCUUUUACUUUGGGAAGGGCAGGGCAUGCUUUUCAAGGGCAAGGGUUGGGCUCCUCAGUGGGAAUGACCAGGAUCAGAUCUUGUGUAUAAGCACAGGCUGAUCUGAUUCAGUGAAGGGUAUUUUGUGAUGUUGCAGUUUGUAAAUAUGACAUGUUUUUUGAAGGAGAUUUCAGAUUCCCUAUUUUGUGAAUUACAUCUCUCCUUCGUAAUAUGAACAAAGUCAUUCAGUGGUCUGCACCAAAGCAAGUGCUCGUUUGUUUUAACAGCAGAGGAUAGAACUAAGCUCCUGUCGCCCAGUGCCCUUCAAAAUUGCAAAGGAAUCUGUUGUCCUUACAAGCCACUUUGUUCUGGUUACUUAAAACUUUGUUUUUCUGCAUGUGUAGUCUUUCCUUAAUGUGUUUCCUUAUGGAGGAUGUGACUGCAUUACUGCAGAGAAGCCCAAGUAUUUUGUAUCAUUUUAGUCUGUCAAUCUGAUUUUGAAGAGUCAUAAUAUUGGUGCGAGUUGAUCUUGAUGUUCUAGAUGCAGUUUAAAGCUUGCAGCGUAAACUGCAAAUAGCAUUUUUGUAUUUUUCAAAUUCUGUUUUGUCACUUCUGAAUGGAAUGUACAUUAGCUCUCUGGUCAUCAAACCAAAUGCAAAGCAUAUUGUGAGAAGUUUUAAUGAACAGUUUCAUCCUCCUUUGAAUUGUAGAGUUGAAAGAUUGUACUGCCGGAGUCCUUUUUCACAAGAGACUGCACAGAGCUGCUGGGGUCGGGUCCUGUAUAUAACUCCCUUGAGUUUGGAACACUACAGUACUGACAUCUCUUUUACAGACAAGCUCAGCACUUUCUUUUGCAUAACUCAUAAUGAGACUAUGUUGUGUUUGUCAUUUCUUUGCACACCAGAAUUAAGGAGUAAUUACAAAUUCAGGGAUUGAAAAAGAAUCUCUCUCUUCCUAGCAUGGGAAGUGAUGUGAAUAAGUUUCUAAGUCCCAGCUCAUUAAGAAAGAGGCACAAUCAGAAUCUGAAGUCUCAACAGCUAAACCGUGCCCUCCAUUAUUUUCUCAUCAUUGUUAACCUGUGAGAGAUUAGCAUGAGAGCAGAGGGAAAGGAGGGGAGAACCCAAAGUAACUGAGCCUUUUACUGACUGCAGCUUUGCUUAAACUCCGGAUCAUGAUUUGAAUACCUUGUCAGCUUGUGCCCAUUUCAGAGUGGGGUGGAUGUCUUUUAAAGGGUACUGAAAGAGGCACUUUGUUGUACUUGUGUUGGGUUUGAAUGAGGAUGUAUGGUAUCUGUAUAUAAUGUCGUUUGUAUUUUGCAGCUUUACUUUUCCAUUUUAUUUUCUGAUUCUUACAGUAAGGUCAGGAGCACUGGGCGUGUGUACUGUAAGAGGUGAAAUGAGUGCAUUUUUGCACUCAAUGUGAAAUUGUGCUAGUAACCCAUACGUACCAUGUUACUUUUAGCUUCUGUGAUCUUCUGGGAAUUUUUCUAAUAUUUAAAGAUUGUUUUGUAGAGAGAAUGCCUCACUGAUUUGUAUUUGCUGAUUCUUGUAAUUUGAUGUUGGAACAUCUGAAACAUUUUAUAGGGAAAGCGUUCCUUUUGUUCAAGUGGUUAUAAGCAACCAUUAAAAAUAUGAAAACA